This is a messenger RNA of Tauraco erythrolophus (red-crested turaco), 1897 nucleotides long. Lineage: Eukaryota; Metazoa; Chordata; Aves; Musophagiformes; Musophagidae. The record is from RefSeq and is a predicted model, not a curated record.
AUGGCCGAGGCGGCCCGAGACGAGCGCUUCCUGUACAUGAUCUCCUGCUUCAGGCCGCGGCUGAAGCAGUUCAUCCGGGUGCAGCCGGUGCUGGACCUGCUUCCCUCGCUGAGCGCGGAGGAGAGGGAGAAGGUGCGGGCGGCCGCCCUGCAGCGGGGCGAGGGGGCGGGGGCGGGGGAGCUGCUCUGCUACGUGAACCCCAGCCUCAGCCAGCUGCCCUCGCCGGCCGAGGAGGCUGACAACGACCUUUGCGUGCACUUGGUGCAGCUGCUCCACAGCACGCUGGUGGAUAGGAUGCAGACCAUGCAGGUUGCCGAGAAGUGUCUGCAGAUGGGCAUCUUCCAGGAGGAGGACCUGGAUCGGAUCCACACUGUUACUGACAACCGUGGCAACAGAGAUGGUGGAAGGGAGCUAUUAAGCAGAAUAGUGCAAAAGAAAGAUUGGUUCUCUCCUUUUCUGGUUGCUCUUCGUGAAACUCAGCAUGGAGGCCUUGCAGAUGAUUUAAGCGGAAACACAGGAGGAACAGAGAAUAGACAAAAUGGAAUGAAGAACAGUACAAAUGAAGAAACAGAAGUUACAAGCCAACAAGGAUAUGCCAUAGUGGAGGAUGUGAAACCACAUGAAAAUGUGAAUGAUAAUUUCAGUAGUGAGAACAGUGUAUUGGAAACAUCUAUGGGAAAGAAUUCUGUAGUUUCAGAGCCAGAUGUCUCCAUAGGAGAUGGAAGUGUCAGUAACUUCAGUGAAAUCCUGGGACAGAGCUGCACAACCAGUGAUUCGGAUGAAGAUGAAGUGGAGAGCAGAGCUUCACCUGAGCCAGAUCUGAUCCUGAGAGAUUACCAGAUGGAAGUUGCAAAGCCAGCACUGAAUGGGGAGAAUAUUAUAAUAUGUCUCCCUACAGGCAGUGGUAAAACCAGAGUGGCUGUUUACAUUACCAAAGAUCACUUGGAUAAGAAGAAAAGAGCAUCAGAGCCUGGAAAAGUUAUAGUACUUGUUAAUAAGGUACCAUUGGUAGAACAGCAUUUAAGAAAGGAGUUUAAUCCAUUCCUGAAGCGUUGGUAUCAGGUUAUUGGUUUAAGUGGUGAUUCUCAAUUGAAAAUCUCAUUUCCUGAAGUUGUCAGAAGAAACGAUGUCAUCAUCAGUACAGCACAGAUCCUUGAGAAUUCACUGUUAAAUGCAGCCAAAGAAGAUGAAGAAGGUGUCCACUUAUCAGAUUUUUCACUCAUCAUUAUUGAUGAGUGUCAUCACACUCAAAAGGAAGGUGUCUACAACAAUAUAAUGCGACGUUAUUUAAAAGAAAAGAAGAAGAAUGAAAAGCUAGCAAAAGAAAACAAACCACUGAUCCCACAGCCUCAGAUUCUGGGACUUACAGCUUCACCUGGUGUAGGAGGUGCAAAAACCAACUCAAAAGCAGAACAACAUAUUCUGAAAAUCUGUGCCAAUCUUGAUGCGCGUCGAAUCAUGACUGUUCAAGAGCAUGCCUCCCAACUAAAGAAUCAGGUGAAGGAACCAUAUAAGAAGACCGUGAUUGCAGAUGACAAAAGAAGGGAUCCAUUUAGAGAGAGAAUUACUGAGAUCAUGACAGAUAUUCAAAACUAUUGCCAGCUCCAUCCAAAAUCUGAACUUGGAACUCAGCCAUAUGAACAGUGGGUGAUUAGAGAAGAGAGAAAAGCUGCAAAAGAAGAAAAACGUAAGGAACGUGUCUGUGCAGAACACUUGAAGAAAUACAAUGAUGCUCUCCAGAUAAAUGACACCAUCCGAAUGGUAGAUGCAUACAAUCACUUAAAUAGCUUCUAUAAGGAGGAGAAAAGAAAGAAGACAGUAAGGAGUGAUGAUGACGAUGAACCAGCGGUAUCAAAACAGGAUGAAACAGAUGAAUUUCUAAUAGGUUUAUUUCAUG